AUCAUAGCAGCAGUCUGCACAAUGGAUCUACACUCUCACCUCAAAAAUAUGAUUUAAAUUCAUACUGCGCAGACUUGAGAAAGUGGUGCCAGGUUGUCGUGACAAUGGCUGCGGACAUGCCCCUCUGUUACCACGGUGCCCUCAGCAGGAAGGACUGUGAGGCGCUGAUGGGGAAGAAGAACAAAGAUGGCGCCUACCUGAUCCGUGACAGUGAGACUUUCCAGGGAGCCAUGUGCCUAUGCGUCUAUAAGAAGCAUGUGAUUUACACAUACCGACUGCUCAAGACCCUCAACGGACAAUACACACUGCUGACAAGUGGAGCCUGUGAAGAAGAGUAUUUCAAAUCAAUAGAUGACCUUAUCCAGCAUUACAAGAGGAAAAACCAAGGACUGGCCAUGCACCUUCGUCAUUCUAUAAAGAGGAAGACUGCACUGCUAAUACGGGCCACAACACAGUGCCACAACCAGAAUCAAGUCCAGAGACCGGAACAGGGACCGGAACAGGGACCAGAACAGGGACGAGAACAGAGACCGGACCAUAGACUACAGGAGACCAGGGACCUUAGAGGACCCUGUAGUCCAGAAGUGAACCGGUCCUUGAGAGGAGGAGAGGAGAGACGGGAGGGUUGGGUACGAGAGUCAGUUCCCAACCCGGCUGAACAUGAAGAAGUGGAGUAUGAGAAUGUUCCUGACUAUGUGGAAGUGGAGCCUUCGUGAACAACAUGUGAUGCUUCAGUAUCUUCGAAAACUUUUUUCUGCAAAGGACAAACCUGAAGAUUAUAGAUUUAUGAAGUUUUUUCACUGGACAAAAAGUACCUUAAUUAUAGUUCAAU
Periophthalmus magnuspinnatus is the source of this 832-nucleotide messenger RNA. RefSeq lists its product as uncharacterized. The record is from RefSeq and is a predicted model, not a curated record. The transcript is spliced from 5 exons. Lineage: Eukaryota; Metazoa; Chordata; Actinopteri; Gobiiformes; Gobiidae. The coding region runs from base 105 to 716 and encodes 203 amino acids.